Molecule: messenger RNA, 1122 nt
Organism: Cotesia congregata
Lineage: Eukaryota; Metazoa; Arthropoda; Insecta; Hymenoptera; Braconidae
Source: the annotation of a GenBank genome assembly
AUGUAUAAAGAGGAAUACCUGGAAGAAAUGUAUAAAUUGGUGAAUGAUAAAAAUACUUAUUUACAACUAGAUAAAGAUCCGACAAGUAAAUAUGAAAAAAUAGCUAAUGACCUAAUUACUAAAUUAAAAACUAAUUUGGUCAUUUCAGAUGAGCUAGAAAAGGACUUUAAAAGCUUCAAUGCUGUUUCUCCGAAACUGUACGGGCUAAGGAAAACACACAAACCUGGUUGUGUUAUGAGACCAGUGCUCUAUCCAGUCUCCGUAUACAAACUAGCAAAGUUUCUACAUCAUGUAUUGACGACAUCGUUAUCAGCAAGAUUUGUAUUUUCUACAAAAAACUCUUUUGAGUUUGUGAAGUUCAUUAAUAAAAUAAAAAUACAAGAUGACUAUAUCUUAGUAUCCCUGGAUGUCGUCUCAUUGUUUACCAACAUACCUAUGGAACUAGUACGGGAUAUAAUUAUUGAUGACUGGCAUGAUCUCUCAAGAUUAAUAAAAAUUCCGAAAGACAUUCUGUUGGAGCUAAUACAAUUUUGCUUUGAUUCGAGCUACUUUCAGUUUAAUGGGUCAUUUUAUCAACAACUUGAUGGCUCAAGUAUGGGCAAUCCAUCGAGCCCCAUAUUAGCAAACAUAGUGAUGAAUCACAUUUUGAAGAGAAGAGAUAAAACUAUACAAGAUAAUAAACUGGAAAUUAAAAAGUUUAUUAGAUUUUCCUUUAUCAACACAAUAUCAAAUCAAAUUAACAAAUGCUUCAAUAAAACAAAUAUAAAACUUGUGUUUAAUAAUUUAGUAAAAUUGAGUUCUAUCUAUACGAAGUUAAAAGAUAAAGUUGAUAAAUGGGAACAGUCUCAAGUAAUUUACAAAAUACCACUGGAUCAACAUAGAUAUGAUUGUAAACCGAGUAAUAUACUGAAAACAAACUCUACUGCGUUAGCUGAGCAUCAUUUUAACACCGGACACAAUUUCAAAUUUGACAUGGCAACUAUUUCGGACAUCGAGGAUAAUUGGUUUAAAAGAAACAUUAGUGAAAUGAUUCAUAUAAAAAGAAAUAAUACGAUUAACUUAAGAACAGAUACUAAUAAUUUAAGUAGCACUUAUAAUGACAUUUUAAAAAUGACAGCUUGA